AUCUUUUAAUAUAUCGAUAUCGUUAGACAGCGUGGACGGUGGUAUCGAUCGCACGACUGCUCGAUCUUUUGAAUUAAUCGUAAACCGUCGACUGUCACUGCCGUGAACAUAACACUGCAUGUAGCUACGUCGACUGCGACCGAAUACGUCUUCCUUUUUACUUAUCUCACCGGGUACUUCGUCUUCCUGCUUUUUGGCGAGCGGAUCAAACUCGCUGUAGCUCCUGUACUUGGCAUUGAAUUAGUGAAAAAAUGAAACUUACACUGGGUAUACUUGUGAUUUGCACGUUUAUUAAAAUGCAUCGAGGACAAGUGGAAAAUUCUGUACCGUUCCUGGAAACAAUUAAUAACGUCGCUGAUCGUACUACUAAUUUUUAUUCUGGAAUUAUUGAUGGGUCUAAAAGAUUGAUACAUCGAGUAAAGGAUAACGUUCUUGAUUUCGUCGAAAAUGCAGUGGACAUUCCACGGAAUAUUUAUCAAAAUGCAGCCAGACGAACGACUGAUUACGUCCACAGUGCCAGCUCGAAAAUUUUGGAAUCCAAGCUGAUAUCUUUAUUGGAUACGUUUCGAAUUUGCAUGAGGGAGGGGAUGCCCGAUGUGGGGAUUCCCAUUAUGGAUCCGCUCUUUAUCUCCCAUUACGAUCUGGAUACCCAUAACGAGGAAAUUGGCGAUGUUUCCGGAUUUAUUCAUAAUGUCACGGUCCGUGGAGCCUCGACGUUCAUUGUUGAUUAUGCCAGUCUCUCUCUGAUUGGUCCAAUGGUGACAUUGAACUUGACUGUACCGCAACUGUACGUAGUUGGAUAUUACAAUAUUAAGGGAAGAAUUGGGAAUAUGUUUGACAUUUAUGGAAACGGGCCAUUCACUGCCACUAUAUAUAAUACCAAGAUAUAUCUGCACACUGUUCUGGGAUAUUCAAGAGGCCUUUACAUGAAAUCGUUCGAUUUAGACUUUUCGAUAGAGUCGAUAAACAUGGAUUUACGUAAUUUCAUGAGAAAUAAAAAAUAUGGAAAAGUUAUGAACGAGGUUUUAGAAGAAAUGGCGCCAAAAGCACUUGAAAUUAUAAAACCGGAAAUUCUACCGCAAAUACAAAAUUACAUACUGAACAGAGCUAACGAUACGUUGUAUCAUCUUACUGUAAGGGACGUGAUAAAUUUUCUUACGCUUAAAAUAGAUAUAGGAGAUUUCAGGCGCAUUGUCGCAGAUAAAAUAAAAAUUCAUUGAUGAAAAAUCUAAAGAUUACUAAUAAUAGGAAAAAUAAAAUUACAUCGAGCGACCGAUGUAUACGGAAGCA
Messenger RNA from Cephus cinctus (wheat stem sawfly), 1290 nucleotides. RefSeq lists its product as uncharacterized. The transcript has 7 exons. Lineage: Eukaryota; Metazoa; Arthropoda; Insecta; Hymenoptera; Cephidae. Bases 252 to 1220 code for a protein of 322 amino acids. The record is from RefSeq and is a predicted model, not a curated record.